AUGGGGAAGAAAAAGAAAGAAAGAGAGCAGUUUUUCUUGAAGAAUGGAGGUAAGAUGUUAGAACAGAUGAUCUCAAUUUUUAACGGCAAGUGCAAUCCCAUCCGAAGCUUUUCGGAGGAAGAUCUCAUGAGGGCAACAAACAACUACGACCGGAGAAAAAUCCGGCACGAGGACUGGAAUUUCUGCAUCUAUGAAGGAACAAUUGAAUCUCGUUCUGUUUUAGUCAAGAAGUUUAAGAAAGAAAUCUCUACGCCUGGUGGUGGUGAUCCCUUGGAAUUGGUGACAAAUGAAACAGCAAUUGCGUCCAACAUGAGCAAUCACAAGAACUUCUUGAAGCUUCUGGGUUGCUGCCUGGAGACUGAAAUCCCCAUAUUAGUCUACGAAUUCGGAGAAAAUCUUUCACGGGUGUUGGUAAACAGUAGUCUGCCAUGGGAGACCAAGUUGAGAAUAGCAAACGAAAUUGCCAACGCAGUCGCGUAUGUCCAUUAUGGCACCUCCAGAGUGAUUAUCCAUAGAGACAUCAAGAUUGGUCACAUAUACCUUAACCGGGACAACAUUGCCAAACUGUCCGAGUUCCAGAUGUCUGUGCCAAUUCCCUCGGGUGAAACACAUGUGGACACACUAGUAUUUGGAACCACAGGGCAUUCAGCUCCAGAAGUUCUGACGACUGGGCGGUUAACUGAAAAGAGCGAUGUCUACAACUUUGGGGUUGUAUUGAUGGAUAUUUUGAGCGGAAAGAGUACCUGGACCUGGAUUUCAGAACUACGCGCUGAAGAUGAUUAUGAGUAUGUAGAUACAGGAUUUGCUGAUACAGUCCAACUCCUCCUGAGGAAGAGUAAUUUGAAAGAGGAGAAAGGGAGGCAAAGAAUUGAAUUUGAAGAGCUGAUACUGAAAUGUCUCAGACAAGAUCCUGAUGCAAGGCCAACUAUGCAGGAAGUUGCACAAGCAAUCAAAUCUAUCAGAAACAUGUCGUCCUAG
Molecule: messenger RNA, 978 nt
Organism: Tripterygium wilfordii
Lineage: Eukaryota; Viridiplantae; Streptophyta; Magnoliopsida; Celastrales; Celastraceae
Product: non-functional pseudokinase ZED1-like
Exons: 1
Coding region: 1-978 (325 amino acids)
Biological process (GO): protein phosphorylation; cell surface receptor signaling pathway
Cellular component (GO): plasma membrane
Molecular function (GO): ATP binding; protein serine/threonine kinase activity
Source: RefSeq, a predicted model, not a curated record